AUAUUGUUCAUCAUUAUUCCAAAAAAAAGUCUAAGCGCAAUUAAAUAACUGUUACUUAAAUAAAAUGAUACAAAGUAAUGAAUUAUUAUAAAAAUUAUCUCACAUCUGUUUAUCUUAUCUGAUAAUGUUCAAACCCAUUUACUACUCACUUGGUGAAAAGAUUUAUACCAGCAGUUAGUGGCUAACAUGUGAGUUGUGUGGAUACAGCUGGGAUACUUUUAAAAGAUUUGUGCUUAUUCUCUUUUUUUUUAACUGAUUAAAUUUAACGUUUACUAAUUCUUUUCAAAAUGACUUUUGAGUGUUUAAAUUGUAUAACAAAUGCUGCAUUGUUAUUUGUGUUUAUUAUUACUAUUUUAUAUUUGUACUGCAAAUAUAGACUGAGUUACUGGAAUCGUCACGGAGUGAAGUCACUUCCGACGCACUUAUUUUUCGGCAACUUUAAAGACACUUUCACAUUUAAAAAACCUCCAGGUCAAGUUAUCCAAGAAAUCUAUGAAAAGGCAGCUUUCAAUGAGCCCUAUAUUGGAUUCUACAUAUUUCAUGAACCAAAAUUGCUUCUUCGAGAUCUUUAUUUGAUGAAGCAAUUAAUGGUAAAAGAUUUUGAUGUGUUUCCAAAUAGAUGCUUUGGAGGAGAGUCACAAAAAGAUUCGGUUGGAUUAGUAAAUCUUUUAGGAAUUCACCAGCCUCGAUGGAAGUACCUUCGACAAAAGCUUACACCAAGUGUAACUGGUUUCAAGUUGCGUGCAAUGAUUCCGCUUAUAAAGGAAUGUGGAGCUCCUUUGUUAAAGUUUGUUGAAAAUGCAAAAAGUCAAUCAGAUGGUUGGAAAGAACUUGAACUGAAAGAUAUUUCCAGUAGAUAUACAACAGAUGUUAUUGCUUCAUUGGCUUUUGGAAUUUCCACAAAUUCAUUUGAUGAUAAUGACGUUUCAUUCUGGGAAGCAGGUCAAAAAAUUCUCUCAGGUGCAAAAAGAGGAAUAAUUUUAAUAAUAUUGUUCUUUUUACCCGGUUUGAUAAAAUUCAUAGAAAAUUUCAUGGUUGGUCCUGCCAAAUAUUUUAGAUUAAUAUUUUGGGAUUCAAUGAAUACGCGUGAAAAAACUGGAAUCAAACGAGGCGACAUGAUUGAUCAUUUUAUCAAUCUGAAAAAUGGAGAACAAAUUUCAGAAUACAAAUUCGAGGGUGAUAAUCUUCUUUCGCAAGCAGUGUCGUUCUAUGUAGCAGGAUUUGAAGCUAGUUCAACAGCCAUAGCUUUCAGUCUCUACGAACUAUCGCUUCAUCGAGAAUAUGAAGAACGCCUUUACAAAGAAAUCAAGGAUCAUUUAACCGGUAAAGAAUUAACCAUAGACUUGAUAAAUGAAAUGACUUUUUUGGAUCAAGUCGUCAACGAAGCUCUUAGAAUGUAUCCACCACUUCCUAUAGUAGAUAGAGUGGCUGUGAGAGAUUACAAGUUACCAGGAAGUAAUGUUACCAUACAAAAGGGGACGCCAAUUUACAUAUCUGUAACCGGCACUAAUCGCGAUCCCAAGUAUUUCGAAAAGCCAAAUGAAUUCAUUCCAACGAGGCCGCGACUUGAAACCGCUGAUCUGCCAAGUUCCUCGCUCGCCUUCGGCAUGGGACCUCGUUCCUGCGUAGGACAGAGGCUUGGAUUAAUAAUGACGAAGAUGGCCCUAAUCACGAUACUCAGCGAGUAUACGCUCGCCAAUGACAAGAAAAACGACAAGGCAUUGUUGAAGCCUAUCACUGUGUUCACGGCGGCUGCCGAUGGUAUUCAUGUGAAGCUGAAGAAGAGAAAUUGAGUCAGUCUUAAAAUUAUGUAAACGUACAUAUAUUUAAAUGAAUAACAGUACUCGAGUUUUUUAUUUUUCAUGUUUCUAAUAAAGAUUAUCUUCUUAAGUCAAACUU
This is a messenger RNA of Nasonia vitripennis (jewel wasp), 1899 nucleotides long. RefSeq names its product cytochrome P450 6BD4. The transcript is spliced from 5 exons. The record is from RefSeq and is a predicted model, not a curated record. Gene Ontology annotation, molecular function: oxidoreductase activity, acting on paired donors, with incorporation or reduction of molecular oxygen; monooxygenase activity; heme binding. The coding region runs from base 288 to 1793 and encodes 501 amino acids. Lineage: Eukaryota; Metazoa; Arthropoda; Insecta; Hymenoptera; Pteromalidae.